This is a messenger RNA of Cucurbita moschata (crookneck pumpkin), 867 nucleotides long. RefSeq names its product peptidyl-prolyl cis-trans isomerase CYP20-1. The transcript is spliced from 7 exons. NCBI's taxonomy places the organism in Eukaryota, Viridiplantae, Streptophyta, Magnoliopsida, Cucurbitales, Cucurbitaceae. The record is from RefSeq and is a predicted model, not a curated record. Gene Ontology annotation, molecular function: peptidyl-prolyl cis-trans isomerase activity. Gene Ontology annotation, cellular component: intracellular membrane-bounded organelle. Gene Ontology annotation, biological process: protein peptidyl-prolyl isomerization; protein folding. Bases 99 to 713 code for a protein of 204 amino acids.
CAUGCCAUUUCUCUCUCGAUUCUCUUUUCGAUUGAUUCCCCUUUCGCGGACUACCUUGCGAAGGUUUUAUUUUCUUCGAGUGAGACUUUCCCGGCGAGAUGGCGAAAACGGCGCCAUUGAUGUUAUGUACCUUCCUCCUAUUAGGAACCCUAACUCUCAUCCAGGCAAAGAAGUCGAAGGGGAAUCUGAAAGAAGUGACUAACAAAGUUUACUUCGAUAUUGAAAUCAACGGGAAGGCUGCUGGUCGAAUCGAGAUGGGACUUUUCGGGAAGGCUGUUCCUAAAACCGCUGAAAAUUUCCGAGCUCUAUGCACGGGUGAGAAGGGUGUUGGGCACAGCGGAAAGCCUCUACACUUCAAGGGCACUGCGUUCCACAGGAUUAUUCCCAGCUUCAUGAUUCAAGGAGGAGAUUUUACCCACGGCGAUGGAAGAGGUGGAGAAUCAAUCUAUGGAGAGAAGUUCGCUGAUGAGAAUUUCAAGCUGAAGCAUACUGGCCCAGGCCUUCUGUCUAUGGCAAACGCUGGUCCAGAUUCAAAUGGUUCACAAUUUUUCAUCACUACAGUGACAACUAGCUGGUUGGAUGGUAGACACGUUGUGUUUGGAAAGGUGUUGUCUGGAAUGGACGUGGUUUAUAAAGUGGAGGCUGAGGGAAGUCAGAACGGAACACCUAAGAGCAAAGUUGUGAUCGCUGACAGCGGUGAACUCCCUCUAUGAUGACAACGGACAGGUGGCCAUUUAUUUUUCCAUUCAAGCAUUACAUAGUUUGCGUUUCUUUUCUUUUUUAUAUGCUGUUUACGAUAGAUUUGGUGCACAAUGGAUUCUCUCUUAAUUUAUAGUAAUGUUUUACGUUCGGAGUUUACUGUCUUUU